Macaca mulatta (Rhesus monkey) is the source of this 1838-nucleotide messenger RNA. Lineage: Eukaryota; Metazoa; Chordata; Mammalia; Primates; Cercopithecidae. The record is from RefSeq and is a predicted model, not a curated record.
UGUGUAUUGUCUAUAUGUGAAAUAAAACACACAUUUAUUUUGUCCUUUGGGAGUUAUCCAAAAUCACAGAACUGUGAAUUGCAGUCAAUCACCCAACCUACUCACCUUUCCAGAGUAAUCUUAGUCAAAUAUUUUUUUCUGUGUCCCAAUGAAAUGCAGUAUUUCAACUCAGAAAGAUAAAUAGAAUGAAUUGGUAGAGACUGUUAACUAAGAACAUACAGUUUUAUUUAUACUGAGAAACAAGUAGAUCAUGUAUGUAUAUAUGAAGAUAAAAAUUAAAGGGAUAAUUGUAUAAGUUUGCAUGUAGAGAGCUUUGAAAACCUGUUUACUUGUUAAUGCUGUUUGGAUGGAUUUUAUGACUUAGUUCUACCAAUCCGUCAUCCAGAGCUCUCUCAAGGAGCUCAGUGCUCAUCAGUACCAUGACUUGGAAACUGUCUAAGUUUAGAGGUGCUUGUAUGUGUUAGUAAAUAAGGCAAGGUGAUAUUGUUUAGUGCAGAAGACUGAAUAGAUAAGCUGCUCCACCCAUACACUGGUGUUCAUUUCAUGGUCAUCUCAUCUGUUGACCAUGGAUGUAAAACACUUAUCUUCAGUGACCUUCCUGUGCAUGUAAAAGCACAAGUGUCUGCAUGGCAGCAGCUGGACCUCACAAGGUGGAUUGUGCCUUCAGAAAGUUUAUGAUGCCCUAUCGCCAUGGUGAUGGGAUUAGGGAUCUCUUGCCCUUGGUCGUAAGUGCCACUGUCUGUGCUGAGUUUUUCGAAGGUCAGAGCAGAUUGAACCUUUUUGCUUUAAUUUUCCCUGAUUUUGAUUUUUCUUAUGGGGAACCUGUGUUCCUGCAUUCGAGGUGACUCGAAGAAGCCUUCCAAAAAGCAUGUGAAAAGGGAGCUCUACUCUACUUCGACGGUGUCUUCAUUGAGCACCCUUGAUGGUAUUUUAAGAAGAUAUGCCGUAUCCACCUCUCAGGGUCAGAGACCUCGUAGCUCCUGGGUAAAGAAGGGAAUAUACCCAGUAGAAGCCCUUGAGGAGUCUCCAACUCACAAGGACAGAGGAGAUGGAGAGAGGCUGGUCAACGCGAGGGUGGUGCAGGUGGUCCCUCUGAGGUGUGACUCUACCCCCUGUGGGGACCCUAUACAGGACAUCUUUGACGAAGACACUGUAUAUGACAUCUGCGAUGAGGACGCCGUAGACAUCUGUAACGAGGACACUGUGGACAUCUGUAAUGAGGCUGCUGGACCUGACAUCUUGAAUGAUGCUGGAGACAUCUGUAAUGAAGCUGCUGUACGUAACAUCGCGAAUGAGAAUGCUGAGGACAUCUGGAAGGAGGACAUUGCAGAAAACAUCGCUAAUGAGGACAUUGUUUACAACAUAACUAAUGAGGACACUGAACAACACACCUCUGAAAAAGAAGACGCUGCCAAGGAGCCAUUUAUACUGGAAAACGAUCUGUUUUUGGAGAGCAUAUCCGAUGAUGAGGAUUUGUAGAUCAUCCAUGACUGGGGACUUUAUCACAGCUGGGACUUCAUUUAUGGCUGGGGACUUCAUUUAUGACUGGAGACUUCAUUCACAUCUGGCAUCUUCAUCUACAGCUGGAAGCUAUAUCCGCAGCUGAGGCAUCAUUUCUGGCUGGGGGCAUUAUCCACGGCUGGGAUUUCAUCCAUGUCUGGAGGCAUCAUCCAUGGCUGAGGAGUUCAUCUGCAGCUGUUUUGCCAGAUCUGUAUCUGAGUCCCAGAUACAGAUUAUUAAGCCUAGUAAUUGUAUUGAGUUCCACUUUUAUAGUUUUGUAGUUUUAGUUUCAUAAGUUGUUUGUUGAUAAUUUAAUGAAAUAAACUAAAUCAGAAUUA